AUGAAUUAUAAUGGAUUAAGGAACCAAGCUAUUAAUAACUAUAAUCAAUACACCCAAUUGUUGCAAAAUGAUAUUGAUGAAAAUGAAACGUUGAAAAAAAGCAUCGAGGAAUAUCUGAAAGAGUUAUAAGGAAAGAUUAUGAAAAUGCUUUCAAAUUUCUAAAAAAAUAUUUUCACUUUUGUUGAUCAAUAAAGUUAAAGAUUACGAACAAGUAAAUGUUAAGCAUAAUCAUUGAUGCAAGAUUAGAAUCCAUCGCUUGACUCCUAUAUAUAUUUUGCUAAGUUUUCUGAUAAUAAGGCAAAAUAGAAAUAGGAAACCACAAAAUAAUAAAUUAAAGCAAUUGUGAAUGAUUUAAUAGAUGAUCUAAAUUAAAAAGUAGAAUAUCUCAAGUAGCCAGAUGUUAAUGAAUAUAAAAUUAUUGAAUUUGAACUACAAUCAUUUGAAAUACAAUCACUUUUUUAGAAAAAACUUCCUUACAGCGAUUGCAAAGAACAUUUCUCUAAUAAAAAUUCAAUAUGCAUCAAUAUUAAAUGUUUAGAAUAAAAUAAUUUAGACUAUCAUUGUUUAAGAUGUAGCAAGACUUCUCAUGUCGAAGAUUUUUAAAAUGAUUAUUUAGUGGAAUAUGAUAAAUUGAAAAAGGAUUAGAGAAUAAUGUAAAAUUUUGUAGUGAAUAAAAAAUAAUGUAUUAAAGAAUAUGCUUAAAAAUUAGCAAAUAAUUUAAUUAAUCAAAUAAGAAUUGAGCAAAAAGAAUAAUAUUCGAAAUAUGAAAUAGCCAUAGAAAAUAUCAAAAGUCUUCAUUAGUAAUUUGAAAUUAAUUUAUCAGUUUAAGACAAUUAAUAUUUGUUUGGAAAUUUAAUAUUAUAAUUUAUAACAACAAAGUAAGAAAAAAUUGAAUUUUAAUUCAAUUAAGUAUAAUAAAAUUUUGAAGAAAAGCUAAAAUGGUGUUGUAAAAUGGAGAAGCAAAAAUUCUUAGAAUAAUGCGGAUUUUUAGAACAGAAAUAAGACGAAAUUUUGAAACUUUAAAUUCGCUAAAAAGAAUUAAAAGAAGCAAUAGAUCAAAUGGAUUAAUUGCUAAAAAAUGCGGUUUCAGAAAAUACCUUAAAUUUGAUAUUAAGAAAUAUAGAGGAAAUAAAAAGAGAAAAAAAACGAAAUUCAAACUUAAUUCUUUGUUUGUUUUACAAUUAGGCUGUUCAGUAUUGCAAUUAUUUUUUAAUCCAAAAAAAGUUGGAAUAAGUGCAAAUAUAUGAAAGAUAUUAAAGUUAAUGA
Molecule: messenger RNA, 1266 nt
Organism: Paramecium sonneborni
Lineage: Eukaryota; Ciliophora; Oligohymenophorea; Peniculida; Parameciidae
Source: the annotation of a GenBank genome assembly